AAUUCGAACGCCAUCUUUAUACCAGCGCUACCGGUAGCUACACUGGGGACGCUAAGCUGCUGCUCCACCACCACGGGAACCGCCGACUGACUAACCCACGUUCGAGCCUCUCUCCCUCCACCCGCACAUCAUCGACAGCCUGAUACUGAAAACCAUGGCAGACCGAGAGCACUUAGUAUAUCAGGCAAAACUCGCCGAACAAGCCGAGAGAUAUGAUGAAAUGGUGGAGUCCAUGAAGGAGGUGGCUGGGAUGGAUGUUGAGCUGACGGUGGAGGAGAGGAACCUGCUGUCGGUGGCCUACAAGAACGUAAUCGGGGCCCGCCGGGCCUCCUGGAGGAUCAUCAGCAGCCUGGAGCAGAAGGAGGAGAGCAAGGGCGGGGAAGACAAACUCAAAAUGAUCCGGGAAUACAGGCAAACGGUUGAGACUGAGCUGAAAUCAAUCUGUAACGACAUUCUGGAUGUACUGGACAAGCACCUUAUUCCAGCUGCCAACACAGGAGAGUCCAAGGUCUUCUACUACAAAAUGAAGGGGGAUUACCACAGGUACCUGGCAGAGUUCGCCACGGGCAACGACAGGAAGGAGGCGGCCGAGAACAGUUUGGUGGCGUACAAAGCGGCCAGCGACAUCGCCAUGAUAGAGCUCGCUCCCACACACCCCAUCCGGCUCGGACUGGCUCUCAACUUCUCAGUCUUUUAUUAUGAAAUUCUCAAUUCCCCCGACCGUGCGUGCAGGUUGGCAAAGGCAGCAUUUGACGACGCCAUCGCAGAACUGGACACCUUGAGUGAGGAGAGCUACAAGGAUUCCACCCUCAUCAUGCAGCUGUUACGGGACAACCUCACGCUAUGGACCUCAGACAUGCAGGGAGAUGAUUCUUAAGGACUGUCCCAUUCUCCCCUUCCCUAUAGAACUGUAUUAGUGAAGAACAGAACAAAGAGACAGUGCAGGAUGUGGAGGAGGAGACCCAGUGAGACGUCACACGGCCAAACUACACCCCCGUUCCUGCCCCGCUGCCCCCAUCUACCUGCCCUGCCCCCCCCCCCCCCUCCCCCAAAUCGACCUACCCUAAACCCCCUUCCCUGCCCCAUGUCUACCUGCCCUGACCCCUACCCCUCCCCCCAGGUUCUCCAGGGGUUGGGGGGGGGGGGGGGGUUUCACACCUCUGCUUUAACUCUGACCCAGCCCCCACCCACCCCCUCCCUUCUCUCUCUCUCUCUCUCUCUCUCUCUCUCCCGCUCUCUCUCCCGCUCUCUCUCCCGCUCUCUCUACCUCUGGUCUCAGAGCCCCUGGCGGCUGCCUGGAGUUGAUCUCUUCUCUCUCUGUCUUUAUUUUAUAUCCCCUUUAAUUAAUUGCCCCUUUAAUUAAAAAAUAUAUAUAUACAUGGAGAUAAACCCAAGCAAACCUUUUCAACCUGACUGGCUGAUGGAUUCAUUUUAAAACCUCCGGUUACAAAUCUGCUCUGUAGGGUUUGUCAUUUCUUUAGUUUCCCGUCUCUAGAUGUCGCUACAUCCUCAGUUGCCAAGUACGUUUUGCCUGCAGUGGUCACAUUCACGCGACAAAAACAUUGAUUUUGAACACUGAAACAUGACCCUCAUGCUGUCAGGUGUGUCUAGACUGUAACUUCCCUCUCAGGAGAGG
Molecule: messenger RNA, 1636 nt
Organism: Hypomesus transpacificus
Lineage: Eukaryota; Metazoa; Chordata; Actinopteri; Osmeriformes; Osmeridae
Product: 14-3-3 protein epsilon-like
Exons: 7
Coding region: 155-877 (240 amino acids)
Biological process (GO): signal transduction
Cellular component (GO): cytoplasm
Source: RefSeq, a predicted model, not a curated record